AGAGCAUUGACUAUAAUGAAAAUAUUUUAUGUCUAAAUUCUAGAAAAAAUCAAAGAUCUCCUCCUCUCGAAAGCUGGGGUUGAAGAUCAGACUGUUGGCAGUCGCUGCUCAGAUGCUGCAGGAGGAUACAGAGCAGAAGAUAAAGGAAAGAGAAACUGCUCUGGCAGAGAGAGUUCCUCCUCUAAAUCUGUCUGGUUUGUCGUUGCAAGAGAUGCUGGAUCUUUGCAAAGACUUGCACCACAAGAUUGAUGUAGUAGAUGAGGAGCGGUAUGAUAUCGGCCUCAAGGUGUCCAAAAACCAAAAGGAGAUUGGGGACAUGAAUCUGAAGAUCAUUGAGAUCCAGAGUAAGUUUAAGAAACCGACCCUGAAGAGAGUGAAGAUCUCCGCUGAAGCCAUGCUGAGCGUCCUGCUAGGCUCCAAACACAAGGAGUCCAUAGACUUCAAGGCCAACCUCAAAACAGUCAAGAAGGAAGAGGAAAAGAAGGAGGAGGUGACUGACUGGCGUAAGAACGUGGAGGCCAUGUCUGGUAUGGAGGGCAGGAAGAAGCUGUUUGACGCAUCCGGCAAUUAAAGAAACAUUAUUGUUUAAGAAAGCUUCUUCUUCUUAUAAUAAAUUCUUAACAUUA
This is a messenger RNA of Dicentrarchus labrax (European seabass), 626 nucleotides long. It is a transcript of the gene tnni4b.2, whose product is annotated as troponin I4b, tandem duplicate 2. The coding region runs from base 113 to 571 and encodes 152 amino acids. Gene Ontology annotation, biological process: muscle contraction. The transcript has 5 exons. Lineage: Eukaryota; Metazoa; Chordata; Actinopteri; Moronidae. Gene Ontology annotation, cellular component: troponin complex. The record is from RefSeq and is a predicted model, not a curated record.